CCAGUUCUACAGAUCUUUACUGCCGCAUCAAAGUUUUUAACAACCCACAAAAAGAAGAUAAAAGAGAAGAUGCCUCGAUCAGAGCAAACCAGAAAAACUCUCUCCGAUCACAGGAAAAGUCUCCAGGAUCUAAAAAAGUCCUAUGAAGCAAAUGAAGAGGCUGAGAAACAACAGUUAUGGGAGAUUAUCAAGGAUGAAUUGCAGGAGAUCCUCAAGAAGUACUCCUUAGACUUCUCAAAAGAACAAAUGAAGAUCUUCAACGACCCCAUCCAUGGACACAUGGAGCUGCACCCGCUGCUGGUGAAGAUCACAGAUACUCCUCAGUUUCAGAGACUGAGACACAUCAAACAGCUGGGAGGAACAUAUCUGGUGUAUCCGGGCGCUUCCCACAAUCGCUUUGAACACUCACUUGGUGUGGCGUAUUUAGCAGGUUGCCUGGUGAAGGCUCUUUGUGACAAUCAGCUGGAGCUCAAAAUCACCGACGAGGAUAUCCUGUGUGUUCAGAUCGCUUGGUCUGUGUCAUGACUUGGGUCAUGGUCCAUUUUCUCAUGUAUUUGAUUGUCUGGUUAUUCCUGAAGCCAAAAAAAUAAAACAUAGAAGAGGUCUGCCUGAUGACAUCCCUGAAAAGUGGAAGGUGAGC
Molecule: messenger RNA, 640 nt
Organism: Cyprinus carpio (common carp)
Lineage: Eukaryota; Metazoa; Chordata; Actinopteri; Cypriniformes; Cyprinidae
Product: deoxynucleoside triphosphate triphosphohydrolase SAMHD1-like
Exons: 6
Coding region: 70-525 (151 amino acids)
Biological process (GO): regulation of innate immune response; dGTP catabolic process; defense response to virus
Cellular component (GO): nucleus
Molecular function (GO): dGTPase activity
Source: RefSeq, a predicted model, not a curated record